AUGGACGCAUUUGGCGGUCUUUUAUUUGGGUUGAUUACUAGCAGGAUUAGUUUCAUAGAAAAACUCGACGUCAGCGUCACAUUGUCAUAUACAGAAAAGCCAAACACCAAUAUCAUAUCAACGACAUUGAUGGAAACAGAAGAGAUGAGGUUUAUCGACUCCCUCACGAGCCCAGAGUCCGACAAUCCAUUCCCCAAGUACUGGCGGGAACAAUCCGUCAGCUCGUCAAAUCAUUCUUCUCCUCCACUGUCGAAAGCUCUUGAAGAUCUUUUCCGGAAUAUCACGCUGUCACUCAUGAGCUCCAAUAUAUUCCACAUCUACAUCUACAACCGACCGAUUCUCUGGGCUGCCUACGGCACCGCUCGCGGCGCCACAGCGCUUAGUUCCAUUGCAGGAGUCUUGGUGUAUUUCUCCAAUGGUGGCUCCUAUGGCACUAAGUUUUCAACGGUGUUUAGGGUCACCCAGGGCGCCAAGGUAUCGACAAACCUCAGCAUGAAAGACUACAGCGGCUUCGACCCGCUUCCUGAUCACAUUGCAAAAGCAAAAAUGACACUCGGCUAUAACCCGGACUAUCCUGUCAGGGUGUCAUCCACAGCCCCACUGGACCAGCCUCAUCAACAUCCAACGGAUUCUAGUCAACUGCUCGAUACUACGACCGGGGAUUCGAAUAAGAGCUCUGGACCCUAG
Messenger RNA from Aspergillus oryzae RIB40, 687 nucleotides. RefSeq lists its product as uncharacterized. The transcript is spliced from 2 exons. The record is from RefSeq and is a predicted model, not a curated record. NCBI's taxonomy places the organism in Eukaryota, Fungi, Ascomycota, Eurotiomycetes, Eurotiales, Aspergillaceae. Bases 1 to 687 code for a protein of 228 amino acids.